AUGUCUCCUCCUAGUGCCAUCGAUGUCGAUGUCCAGGCCAUUGACGACACCACCGCCAUCACAGUGCCCAACCCACUCACCCUCGACGAUGUUGCUGCCAGACGCGCAGCCACUGGAAAACUAAUCGCUGGCGUUGCCGCCGUAGCCAAUGUCGAGCAAUUCAAAGGCGAGAAGCAGCAUCUGCACAAACCCAAAGCCAAGCGCUGGGACCGUGAGUACUUUGAACUACGAAAGCGUGGAAAGCAUACACUGAUGCAAAGCAAACAUAGANNUCGCCUCAACAUCGAGUCCUCAUCCCGCAAAGGCAACUCCCUGAAAGCCGCAGCCAAGUACCUUAAGAAACCCGGCAUCAUCUCUCUAGGCGGCGGCCUGCCAUCAGCCGAAUACUUCCCCUUCGACGAACUAUCCAUCAAAGUACCGCAACUGGGCCAUUUUUCCGAGAAAGAGACUAGAGACAACGGUGCAGUGCUCACAGCAGGAAAAGCAGAUUUGGCAGAAGACAAGAGUUUGUUCGACAUCACCACUGCCUUUAACUAUGGCCAAGGAAGUGGUUCUGCACAAUUGUUGCGUUAUCUCAUCGAGCACACGGAGAUUGUGCAUAACCCUCCUUAUGCGGAUUGGCAGUGCAAUAUGACCAUUGGAAGUACUUCAGCCUUGGACGUCGCAUUAAGAAUGUUUGCGAAAAGAGGCGAUGUGGUGCUGACCGAAGACUACACUUUUGCAACUGCAGUCGAGACUGCCGCACCAAUGGGUGUGCGAAUGGUAGGCGUAGGUCUCGACAAUGAAGGCCUGCUCCCAAGCUCCCUCGACGAGAUUCUAAGCAAUUGGGACGAAAGCGCUCGUGGAGCCAGAAAGCCNUUUUUGCUGUACACGGUGCCCACAGGCCAAAACCCCACCGGCGCCACCCAAAGCGAACAAAGACGCAGAGACGUGUAUGCAGUAGCCCAAAAACACGACCUCUACAUUUUGGAAGACGAACCAUACUAUUUCCUGCAGAUGCAGCCAUACACAGGUCCAGACUCGCCAGGCGUGCCGCCGCCAAAGACACACGCCGAGUUCCUAAAGUCGCUCGUGCCUUCGUUCUUGUCGAUGGAUACUGACGGUCGCGUCAUGCGUAUGGAUUCGUUUUCCAAGGUUGUUGCGCCUGGAGCCCGUGUUGGCUGGAUCACGGCAUCGCAGCAGAUUGUCGACAGAUUCACCAAGCACAUUGACGUGAGCACUCAGGCUCCCAGCGGUAUCAGCCAGUUGGUUCUGUUCAAACUGCUGGAUGAGCACUGGGGCCACGCAGGUUUCUUGGACUGGCUCGUUCACAUCAGAAUGGAGUAUACACAAAGAAGAGACGUUAUGCUGGGUGCAUGUGAAAAGUACUUGCCCAAGGAAGUCAUGAGCUGGAAGCCGCCAAUGGCUGGCAUGUUCAUCGAGUACGAAAAGCACCCCGACCACAAGAACAAGUCGGUCGCAGAACUCGAAGAGAAGAUCUUCCAGACAAUCGUCGAUCACGGAGCGUUGGUCAUGAAGGGCUCAUGGUUCUACGCCGACAGUCAGGCCAAGCACGACACCAUGUUCUUCAGAUCAACAUACGCAGCUGCACCAUUCGAAAAGAUUGACGAGGCCAUCAAGCGUCUCGGAGACGCGAUCAGAGAGGAGUUCAAGCUAGAGAGCCAGUAG
Molecule: messenger RNA, 1668 nt
Organism: Aureobasidium vineae
Lineage: Eukaryota; Fungi; Ascomycota; Dothideomycetes; Dothideales; Saccotheciaceae
Source: the annotation of a GenBank genome assembly